GGUAAAAAAGACACCGCGCUUGCCGGAACACGUGGGCAUGUGGCGAGACUCACUGGUGCAGCCCAAAAGGCAUUCCAUGGGAUAGAUAACGACCCACCUUCCAUAUGUAGAAUAAGCGGCAGCAGUUUGAGGAUCUGCGGUCCGACAUGUCGGCGGUGCUGGAGCUGCUCCGCAACAGAGAGGUGGUGGGAAAGGAAUUCCGUAGCCCGUUCGACAGCGCGCCAGGCGGCACGCGCAAGCACACUCUGCACGAUCACAUCGACCAGGCGGCAGUGGAUGCGCUGCAAGGCAAGACUGAGGAGUGCCUCAACCAUCUAGCGGAGAUCGCCGCGGCUGAUGUUGCGCUUGCGCGGGCUGUGCUUGACGAGGUCCAGGCAAUCGAGGUGCCGGUGCCUGACGACAUCAGCGUGACAUGGGGCGGGCUGCGCGAGGCUGCAGCGCUGCUGGCCGAGACACUUGGAUCAGUCGCAGACAUCAGGCAGGACACCGAGAUGAUCAGCCACCACUGCGCGCAGCUGCAGGACUCCGUGAAAGACCUGGAGAGCGAAGGAGGCGUGCUCAGCCUAGACGACUACAAAGUGCUGCUGAGGGACACCGACGAGAUCCCUCUGAUCAUCGCCGAGCUGCAGGAUGCGCUGGUGGGCAUCCGGCGCCGUGCUGACGAGACAAAUGUGCGCAGCCUCCAGUGCGCAGCGUUCUUUGCCGACUAUGUCGAGCAAUCGCAGGCCAUCGGCGGAAUCUCGCAGGCCAUCGGCGGGUUCCUCUCGCGCUCCGAGUCCUCGCAGGGCGAGUUCCAGCGGCUGCUGACCGAGGUCGAGGUGUUCCAGGACGAGAUGUGGAAUCUGAUCACAUGGUACCGCAACUUCCACGGCGCAUACGACGCGCUGGUCGGCGAGGUCCACCGGCGGCGGCAGGCGCAGGCACAGCAGCACGCGGUCGUCGAGGAUGUGCGGGCGCGCCUUGACGUGAUGCAUCUGGAGGAGGUCGACAGGCGGAGCGAGUUUGUCGACAAGUUUGGCCCGUUCCUGCCCAGCGACCUGUGCCCGUUUAUACAGGACCCGCCGCCCAGGUUUAUCGUGGACGAGAUCGGCGAUGUCGAGCGGCUGGCGUCGGUGCAGUCAUAUGACACGCAGUAGAGCGAGAUCGGGGGUCUGAGCCCUGGCCAAGAACAAAAUCUGUUGUCAGCUGACUUGCGUCGGCGCUCCACUUCUCAUCAGAGUGGGGAGCGAGAGGCGGAUUUUUGCACAUUUUUCCACUAGACCCGUUUCUUGCUGAGCAUUACCAGUAAUUGGAGCAUUCCUUCUUCUUCUCUCAUAAUACUGUAAUUUAGGCUUGUGCCCCUCCCCUAUCUCCCUCCACUACACACAACACACGCACACAAGGGGCAUACUACAAUGACGGCAAAAGGCGUCCUUCGGACGAUGAAGAACUACACCAAGGGGUACUCGG
Messenger RNA from Linderina pennispora, 1449 nucleotides. RefSeq lists its product as uncharacterized. Gene Ontology annotation, cellular component: Atg1/ULK1 kinase complex; phagophore assembly site. The transcript has 4 exons. Gene Ontology annotation, biological process: piecemeal microautophagy of the nucleus; autophagy of peroxisome; autophagosome assembly. The coding region runs from base 147 to 1136 and encodes 329 amino acids. Gene Ontology annotation, molecular function: molecular adaptor activity; protein kinase activator activity. The record is from RefSeq and is a predicted model, not a curated record. NCBI's taxonomy places the organism in Eukaryota, Fungi, Kickxellomycota, Kickxellomycetes, Kickxellales, Kickxellaceae.